This is a messenger RNA of Eruca vesicaria subsp. sativa (arugula), 1493 nucleotides long. NCBI's taxonomy places the organism in Eukaryota, Viridiplantae, Streptophyta, Magnoliopsida, Brassicales, Brassicaceae. The record is from the annotation of a GenBank genome assembly.
AAGGGAUCCACACGGAUCGACGGCAUCAUCGUCUCAGCCUCCCGUGAUAAAUCCAUCCUCCGACGGCCAAUUUGUCCUCUCCAGAAGCUGGGACGGCGAGCUCUGCCUCUGGGACCUGACCGCGGAGUCUCUACUCGCCGACUCGUAGGACACACCAAAGACGUCCUCUCCGACGCCUUCUCCCUCGAAAAUCUGCAAUAGGUUUCCGUCAGAUGAUGAAGAAGUCAAGUACAUCACUAUCUGGACUAUCUGGACUACCUUUUCCUCAAAACGUUCUAGCAGUGGGAUUAGCCAACUGCGUCUAUUUGUGGAAUGCUUGUACUAGCAAGGUGAGCUUUUCUUUUCUUCCUGACUCAUUUCUUUUCUUAAAGAGUGACUUAGAAUCCUUUGCCUUGCUUCUGUUUGCGGGUUACUAUGUUAUGUGAUAUCGGGGACGACGAGAGCGUCUUCUCAGUCAGUUGGACACUACGUGCAACACAUUUGGCGAUUGGAACAAGUAGCGGAACUGUAGAGAUUUGGGAUGCGUUGCGCUGCAGGAGAAUAAGAACGAUGGAUGGUCUUCGACUACGAGUUGGAGCCUUAGCAUGGAGCUCAUCAGUUUUGUCUUUGGUAGCCGAGACAAGAGCAUACUUCAGAGAGACAUACGGUGUCAAGAAGAUCAUGUCAGUAAACUAACGGGUCACAAAUCCGAAGUAUGUGGACUCAAAUGGUAUUAUAACAACCGCGAGCUAGCAUCAGGCGGAAACGACAAUAAGCUUCUUGUAUGGAACCAACACUCAACACAACCGGUUUUGAGAUACUGUGAACACACAGCAGCGUUUAAAGCCAUUGCGUGGUCUCCUCAUCUCCACGGAUUUCUUGCUUCAGGUGGUGUCACUGCUUAUAGAUGUAUCCGUUUCUGGAACACAACGACGAACACUCAUUUAAAUUGCGUAGAAACCAGUAGUCAGGUGUGUAAUUUGGCUUGGUCUAAGAACGUGAAUGAGCUUGUGAAUACGCACGGAUAUUCCCAAAACAUAAUCGUUGUUUGGAAAUAUCUAACCAUGACUAAAUUAGCAACUCUGACGGGCACACGUUCCGUGUUCUGUAUCUUGCUGUUUUACCAGAUGGACAGAUUUAGUCUUUUAUCUUAUUUACAUAAUUCGUAUUUUUUUUUUAUUUAUCUACACUUGCAUCAACAUACUUGUCUUGUUUGUUGCCAGACGAUCGUGACAGGAGCAGGAGAUGAAACCUUAAGGUUCUGGAAUAUCUUCCCUUCCCCAAAAUCUCAGGAUAAAGAUGAGAGUUCAAAGUCCAUUCAGAAGGGAUUGCAUGUUGUAUCAUUUUCUAUUGGAAGUUCAGUCGAGUUCGUGUAUUGUGACCAGAUGAAUGAUAAGCCAGAACAUGGGUCAAGAGAGCCUGCGGAUUACGAGGAGGAGGAGGAGCUUUAUUUGGAGCCUGCAAUAAAUUUGAGAUUGUCUGAUUUAGCAUAUACACAAUUUGUAUUCUUCUAG